GUUUAAUCGACUGACAGAUUUGAUACAAAAGCUACAAAAUGGCCAACCCUGGAGGACCAAUAGAAAUUUGUUUCUCCUUUGAUGCGACUUGUUCUAUGUAUAAAUAUAUUGACGAAGUUAAGGGAAAAGUCCAAGACUUAAUACAACGUCUGCAAGCAGACAUUCCUGGAAUCAGAAUAGCAGUGUUUGCGCAUGGCGAUUAUAGCUCUUCCACCUAUGUCACAAAACACAUCGAUUUCACUACAGACGUAGCAGAAUUGUGUAACUGGGUAAAGAAUAUUAAAGAGAGCAGAGGAGGAGACUGGGACGAAUGCUAUGAACUCGUGUUGCAAGAAGUUCAGUCGUUGUCAUGGACACCAGGAUCAAAGCGAGCAUUGGUUGUGAUUGGGGAUGCCGAUCCCCAUGAACCGGGAUAUAGGUGUGGCGGGAAAACUUAUAACAUAGACUGGCGGGCCGAAACGUAUAAACUUUUAAUGAUGAAUGUUACAAUCUACGGAAUUAAAUGUGGGGAUGCUGAUUCAUCGAAAGACUUUUUCAACAAGAUCGCCAAGGCAACUGACGGAAAAUUCCUUACAUUAAAUGACUUUACUAACAUUUUUGAUCUUAUGAUGGCUAUAUGUUACAGAGAACACGAUGAAACUCUAUUGCAGAAUUAUGAAACAGAAGUAAGAGCCAGAGGUACAACAGUUCACAAAGAUUUAGAAGCAUUAUUUGGCAAUCUACGACAUACCGAAACAGAAGACAUGGAAACAACCCCAUCAACACCAGCUCCCUUUGUAAAAAUACCAUCACUGACAAAACCAUCAUCAGUUAAAAUACUGAAAACAAGUACUAAUCCAACAGUAAAACCAAGCAGCAGUUCAAGAACAACACGGUUUAGAUCUAAACACGAACGAAUGAUGAAUAGAAGGAACGAGGAACGCCUCGAAAAGUACAAGCUAAAAAAUCUGCCGAAACUGAAAAGAGAAAACGUUACAGAGACAAAUUUUAUGCUCAAUGAUGCCCCAUGGUCAAGAUGGCAAUUAGCAAUCACCCCCGAAUUUCCAGAAGGAGCAGACUCUCAUUUAUGGAAAAAACGUAGAGCGACUUGA
Mytilus californianus (California mussel) is the source of this 1091-nucleotide messenger RNA. RefSeq lists its product as uncharacterized. The coding region runs from base 39 to 1091 and encodes 350 amino acids. Lineage: Eukaryota; Metazoa; Mollusca; Bivalvia; Mytilida; Mytilidae. The transcript has 5 exons. The record is from RefSeq and is a predicted model, not a curated record.